AUGGUUAUGACAAAAGUCGAUCCAGUCACUCGCUCUAAAUGGGAAGAGCAACUUAAUUAUGAUAUGUUGCCAAUGUGGAGUGAUUGCGAAGAGGCCCUGAAUAAGAGAUAUACACAUAUAUCAGCUGAAGAAGCUUCGUGUUCGCGACCUAAAACUAAUAAAAUUAGUCAAAAGAAGAAUGACAACAAUACGGGUAGAAAAGGAAAAUCAUUUUCAUUUUGGGAAUUGGAAGAAAUUCCCAGAGACACAAAAGUUCUAACUUUAGAACACCAAAUAUGUGAAGAGAAAUUUGUUGAAUCAAUUAGACAAUUGCCGUCUGGCAAAUUUGAAGUGUCGCUCCCUUUCAAAGACGAUCCGAGUGAAUUGGGUUGUUCCUUUGACAUAGCCAGAAGACGUUUUCUUUCACUGGAACGUCGCUUAUCAAAAGAUUUGAAAACGAAAGAGAUGUACAAUAAUUUUAUGAAAGAGUACAUUGAGUUUGGACACAUGUCUAUUACAGACAGUAAAGUACCAAAUUUCCCACAUUAUUUUAUACCACAUCAGUGUGUAUUGCGUCCACAGAGCAUAUCGACGAAACUUCGAGUCGUUUUCGAUGCUUCGUGUAGAACUACAACACAACUCUCUCUUAACGAUCUAUUAAUGAUUGGACCAACAGUUCAAGAGGAGUUGUAUUCUACACUGAUUCGGUUUCGUCUACAUAAAUAUGCCCUCACAGCUGACAUUGAAAAAAUGUACCGCCAAGUUUUAAUUGAUGAGCUAGACAGAAAAUUCCAAUUAAUACUUUGGCGUGAAAGUGAGACAGAUAGCCUUGAAAUUUACAAACUGAAUACAGUUACUUAUGGCACGUCAUCGGCUCCAUUUUUGGCAAUACGUUGCUUAAUGUAUUUAAGCGAUCAAUUCCGAACCAAGUUGCCAAUUGGAUCUAAAGUUUUCCGUAGAGAUUUUUACGUCGAUGAUUUGCUAACUGGAGCAGAUUCAAUUGAAGAACUUGAGGUAAUACGAAAUCAAGUCACUGAAAUAUUGCAAUCAGCCGGGUUUAAUCUGACUAAAUGGGUUCCUAAUUAUGAAACCAAUCCUGAUUCCAGUAUGGUUCAAAAGAAUAUACAAGAAAUAGAAUCUUUUACAAAAGCAUUGGGCACAUAUUGGCUUCCGAAGAGCGAUAUAUUUAAAUAUCAAUUAGAUGAUUCGUUUCAUUCGCUUAAGGCUACGAAACGAAAUAUUUUAUCUGUUUCGGCCAGAUUGUUUGAUCCACUCGGAUUAUUGUGCCCAUUGGUUGUUAAAGCCAAGGUCCUACUGCAGGAACUUUGGCUACAGAAAUUGGACUGGGAUGAAUCGAUUCCGAUGAAUCUUCACACAUCCUGGGAAAAUUUUAAAACAAAUUUGUCAAAAAUUGAUAAUAUUGAAGUUCCCCGCCAUGUAUUAACAAGUUCGCAUUCUACUAGCGAAAUUCAUGGUUUCGCUGAUGCCUCAAUGAGAGCAUAUGGAUGUUGCAUCUAUGUUCGAAGUAUAGUGGCUAAUCAAAUCACUUGUCGUUUGCUAACAGCAAAAUCUAAAGUCGCUCCUUUGAAAACUAAGUCGCUACCUCGACUUGAGCUUUGUGCAGCACAUUUAUUAGCGAAAUUAUGGGCUAAGGUGAGAACUCUGUUAUCGUGUAACAUUAAAAGCGUUACGUUCUGGACUGAUUCUGAAAUAACUCUACAUUGGAUUAAAACUCAUCCAUCAACCCUAGCAACAUUUGUAUCAAAUCGUGUUGCAGACAUUCAGGAAUUGUCAGACCAAAUUGUUUGGCGACAUGUUCCUUCACGGGACAAUCCGGCUGAUAUUGUAUCUAGAGGUUGCAAUGUCGAUGAUCUCAAUGACUCAAUUUGGUUCAAGGGCCCGGAAUUCUUGCUUAGUGAAAGUAAUGAAUGGCCAGAAAAUCAACAUUUUACGUUGAACGAUCAACAAAUGUCAUUAGAGAAAAGAAAAACCAAUGUAUUUUUUGCUGUCAAAGAUUCCAAUUCGAUAAUAGAGCUGAUUAAUAAACAUUCAUCCUACCUUAAGUUGAUUCGAGUGUUUUCGUAUGUAUUACAUUUCAUCCAGCGCUGUCGUAAAAAAGAAUUGGAUAUCUCAACCGUAAACCCAACAGCAAAUGAGAUGAAUUGGUCAUUCCUUAAAAUAGUGGAAAUCAUACAGAACGAUGAGUAUUCGCAAGAAAUUAAAAAACUUCAGAAUUCACAAGUCUUGCAAUCAAAUUUGCAAAAGCUGAAUCCAUUUAUUCACGAAUUUAAUGAUCACAAUCUAACAUUUUCACUAAUCAGGGUAGGCGGGCGAUUGCUAAAUGCAGCAAUCUCGUACGAUGCGAAAUUUCCCUUAUUGAUGCCUAAAAAAUGUCACUUCAUGACUAUUUACUUACGUCAUUUGCACUUCGAAAACUGCCAUGCAGGAGCUAAAGCGUUAGUAGCUCUUCUUCGAGACAAAGUCUGGCUAAUUAAUGCCAAAGAAGAAUGCAGUCGAAUUGUUCGCAAAUGUAUUCAUUGCUUUAUGUAUAAACCAAAGCUAAUGAACCAAAUAAUGGGAAAUUUGCCUGCUGAUAGGGUGAGAGCUUUGCGACCAUUUAAGAUAUGUGGCGUAGAUUUUUGCGGACCAAUGAAAGUAACUUUAAAAAUUCGUGGCCAUCCACCCGUAAAAAUGUAUAUAGCUGUAUUUGUAUGUUUCACUUCAAAGGCUGUACACUUAGAACUUGUUAGUGAUUUAUCUUCCGAUUCCUUUAUUUUGUGUCUCAAAAGGUUCAUAGCCAGGAGAGGAAUGCCGACGAGAAUACACAGCGACAACGCAACGAACUUCGUCGGGGUCAGCCGAGAGCUGCGAGAGGCCAGAGGAGAAAUCUUCAAGCAGGCAGAAUUGUUCGCCGCCAACAGAGGGAUGGAGUUCAUCUUUAUACCUCCCAGGGCUCCUCACUUCGGCGGGUUGUGGGAAGCAGCGGUCAAGUCAGCCAAGAACUUGAUGGUGAAAGCCGUUGGCAACGCGCUCUUGACAGCGGAAGAGCUAACAACGCUGUUAGCAGAAGUAGAGGCAAUCCUCAACUCGCGACCAAUAUGCCCCGUCAGCAGCGAUCCCAACGACGGAGAGGCACUGACACAAGCUCAUCCCCUUUCAUCCCCUUAA
This is a messenger RNA of Lucilia cuprina (Australian sheep blowfly), 3147 nucleotides long. RefSeq lists its product as uncharacterized. The coding region runs from base 1 to 3147 and encodes 1048 amino acids. NCBI's taxonomy places the organism in Eukaryota, Metazoa, Arthropoda, Insecta, Diptera, Calliphoridae. The transcript is spliced from 2 exons. Gene Ontology annotation, biological process: DNA integration. The record is from RefSeq and is a predicted model, not a curated record. Gene Ontology annotation, molecular function: nucleic acid binding.